Messenger RNA from Cryptococcus deneoformans JEC21, 2175 nucleotides. RefSeq lists its product as hypothetical. Bases 530 to 1954 code for a protein of 474 amino acids. The transcript has 4 exons. The record is from RefSeq and is a predicted model, not a curated record. NCBI's taxonomy places the organism in Eukaryota, Fungi, Basidiomycota, Tremellomycetes, Tremellales, Cryptococcaceae.
AUUUGGCUACGCUAAUUCUUUCCUGAUUACCUACUUCUUAGGUGUUAACAAGGUACCCCCUCUCCCACCUCCAACCUCAUCAAUUCUGUUCCGCCGUGGGUCAAAUACCUUUCGUUUACUCUCGAAAUCACACCGCGGCAUCUAAUCAUACAGAAAAGGGGCAAUUUGCUUUGCUGGCUGUCCUUUAUGUGGCCGUUGGCGAUGUUCAGCGCAAUUUGCCAGUGGUGAUGAGAUUCCUUGUUUGUUCAUUUAGAUCCGAAUCUCGAACUGGGGUCUUCACACCGAUGUUUUCGACCAAACAACAUGCCUCUGAUGGUAGGGUAUAAAGGUCAGGCUUAACUCCUCUAUCUCAUGUUUCCUGUCCAAUUCACAUUCCUCCUCGGAAACCUCUACAGAUAAUCUCUUAUAACAACCUUUCGGUUAAUACCCUUCGUAUCUCUCUUACACUUUGAUACUGCCAUCUAUUGCCUUUUCUUAAUCAAUCAUUGUUAUCUUCUCCAUCGCUCAUCUCAUUUGUUGCAUUUCCACCAUGGGAGCUGCGUUAUCUUCGUCCAAAAGCCCCAACUACAUUCACCCCGCCAUCCAAUCCUCAAACCCUCCUACUCGCGUUUAUCGUAUUGAAGUAUACAAAAUUUGCCGACUUGUCAAGCAGCUCACUGAAGAUGAGAGGAAACUUAAUGGUAUUAAAGUCAUCAUCAAAAUCAAUCCAGUGAAAGGGCGCCCUCACUCUACUUCGAUUGACAUGCCCUACCCUCCGUCUGUCUACCAAAAAAAUCCUUCCGAAUCAAGACUUCGUCCUAUGCUUUUGAGCACCAAGACGUCAAUUACUUCUUUCCCACGUUCCAUGUCCAAGUCUGAUAUCAAGACCCAGCCUAUCAUCAGUGACCCUCAUCAGCCACUCGAAAUUGUUGGCCUCAAAAAAGUCAAGUACAUCCCUACUUCCUACAUCAAUACCUUUCAUUUUGACAAACAUUAUAACGUCAGGGACAUCCUUACUGCUAUUGAUGCUACUAUCAACGAAGUCUGCAGCCCUACUCCCACGGAAUGUACAGUUACUCAAGGCAAAAAUACGGCCGCAUCUUCUGUUAUUUCAACACCCAUCCGCUUGAUCCAAAGGCCCCUCACCGUUAAGGGCCCUUUUAUACUUCCAGAAUCUGAUACCAAUAACGGAGUCGACACCGGCUCUUUGGCACGCACGUCCGCUGAGACUGUUACAAAUGCCAUCUCUAUACCCAAGGCCGCUUCCUAUAUGGAUGUUAAAACCGAGGUAUCUCCAGCAACAACUACAAUCAGUUUCCGUGACACCCUCACUUCAGAGGCCGACAGCAACUCAAUUAUGGAAACCACCAUUUCAGAGCCAGCCACUGUUAUCUUCACCCCCGAGGCCCCCAAGUUAAACAAAAUGCAGAUUGCCAGCACUUCCUCGGACUCUAUCCUGGACAUUACCUUCGGAUCCCUCAACUUCCCAAUGCCCACCAUUGCUAAUAGCGAUAUUUCUGGCACUUCUUACAUCAAAUCGAUUGGGUCAUGCCACCCUCAAUCAAUAGUUAAUCCAAGCAUGCUCACGUUUCCCAGUCGUAAGAUUUUGAAAAACGCAGAUACUGUUUUCAGUCCAGAGAAGAUCAAGACCUCUACUGCCAACACUAUUCCGCCGCUCAACACUAUCAAUAAGCUUAGUCGACGUCGGUCUCAAAAGAUGACGGCUUCCAAAUUACCCACAGACUACGACCCAUUUUCUACUGGCGACAUAUGCCUGAAUAUUACGAUGCCCCUCAACACUCGCAAGGUACAUCCUACGGCUGGCAAUAGACCAUAUCCAUCAUCUAUCUCUACCAAUCGCUUCAUUCGGGACGCCCCGUCCCUUGCUAUACAACCCACUGAAGGUAAUUGUCGUACCUUGCCUCCAAAUAACAUGGCCGGAAGAAUUCCCGGCUCCAGGUUUCCAAUGAUCUAAGGAUUUUUCGGACUUUCUUAUGGGAAGAUUUCCGUUCGCAAAGGCUUAUACUUUUCUCGCAUAUCAUUUAUUAAAAAUAGGAUGAUUUACAGACCCUUUGACUGGAUAGAACGUUGGGUUUAUUUUUGUUGGGCGCGGACAUUUUGUGAUCGUAGCAGACAGAUAGAUAUAUGAUAAUGCAAUGGUGGUCUUUACUAUUCGGUUUGCUGAAGAUAGGGGCU